Cyclopterus lumpus (lumpfish) is the source of this 1703-nucleotide messenger RNA. RefSeq names its product dehydrodolichyl diphosphate synthase (gene dhdds). NCBI's taxonomy places the organism in Eukaryota, Metazoa, Chordata, Actinopteri, Perciformes, Cyclopteridae. Gene Ontology annotation, molecular function: ditrans,polycis-polyprenyl diphosphate synthase [(2E,6E)-farnesyl diphosphate specific] activity. Bases 206 to 1213 code for a protein of 335 amino acids. The transcript is spliced from 9 exons. Gene Ontology annotation, biological process: polyprenol biosynthetic process. The record is from RefSeq and is a predicted model, not a curated record. Gene Ontology annotation, cellular component: endoplasmic reticulum; dehydrodolichyl diphosphate synthase complex.
GCGGAAGAGGUCGUCAUCGUUAAAGCUGUGAGUUGGAGGCUCUCUGAAAUGUGAUUAAUUUGACAGUAAUUGUUUGAGUAGAACUGCGUCGGGUUCAACCGUUACAAUGAGUGGAGCGGUUUCCACGGAGCGUUUGGGUUUUCCGGACGACGUGUGACUCUUUUUGGGCUUUUAAAGCCUCACAGCAACUGUUGAAAGCCCGAACAUGUCGUGGAUAAGGGAGGGUGAAUUAAACCUGCUUGAAAAGAUUUCUGCCAAUAUCCUGAAGGCUGGACCCAUGCCGAAACAUGUGGCCUUCAUCAUGGAUGGCAACCGCCGCUUUGCGCGUAAGAAAAACAUGGAGCGCCAGGAAGGGCACAUGCAGGGUUUCAACAAGCUGGCAGAGACAUUGCGGUGGUGUAAGCAUCUGGACAUCCGAGAGGUUACGGUGUACGCCUUCAGCAUCGAGAACUUCAAGCGCAGCAAAAAUGAAGUGGAUGGGCUGAUGGAGCUGGCCAGGCAUAAAUUUGAAAAGCUGUUGGAUGAAUGGGAGAAUCUGGAGAAGCAUGGCGUCUGUGUCCGGGUGCUGGGCGACUUGAAUAUGCUGCCACUCGACCUUCAGCAGCUUAUUGCCAAAGCUGUGGUCAGCACCAAAGCGCACAAUAAAUGCUUCCUGAAUGUAUGCUUUGCCUACACAUCAAGAUAUGAAAUCACCAAUGCUGUCAGAGAAAUGGCUUGGGGGGUGGAGCAAGGCUUGAUCAAAGCAAGUGACGUUUCAGAGCCGUUGCUGAGUGAGUGUUUGUACAGCAAUAAAUCUCCCAAUCCUGAUCUGCUCAUCCGCACAUCUGGAGAGGUGCGACUCAGCGACUUCCUUCUCUGGCAGACUUCCCACUCCUGUCUAGUGUUUCAGUCCGUUCUGUGGCCCGAGUAUUCGUUCUGGAACCUGUGUGAAGCCAUUCUCCAAUACCAAUUAAAUCACACAUCCAUUCAGAAAGCCAGAGACCUCCAUCGAGAGCAUCAGGCCUUCCAGCAGCUGGAGGCGGAUCGUGCCUGUGUAGCAGAGCACCUGCAGCAUCAUGGGAACGGGAAGCCCGCCGACGCCCAGAGAAGACAAGAGGCACUGCUGCGCUACAGCACCUGCCGGGAAGAACGGAUUCAGGACUUCCUAGAAGCGCUGAAGCGCAAGAGAGACUCUUUCUUUAAUGACUUAUGGAGCGACGGCGUAUCGACCUAGGAAGCCUCCGAGGACCACGGAUCCUCCCCUGUCCUCUUUCCAACAGGGCUUCCAUGGAAAAAUUAAGCGUGAACAGUAACAGGGAAUGGUUUCAUUGUGUUACUGAAUUAUAUUUAUAAAAUGUAAAAAAAAAAAAAAAGCGAGAGGCCAAUUUUACCCCUAUGGGGCUGUAAAAUAAUUGAUAUUUAUGAUUGAAGAUAUUAAAAGAAGUCUAAUAUGGGAAAAUGUCUGGUCAAGAUGUAGAUAAAUUGUCUGUCAACUGCAUGCCAUGAACUGGAAGAUCAAAGUAUAAGAAUGAAAGCCAGGGAUCCUGUGUUUUUUAUAAAUGCUCCCAAAGCAGCCGUCCAGAUUAAUAUACGUCAGUGCAGUUUUAUUGUGGAAAGUGUUUGUUGAGUGUGAUGUUGAUGACUACUAUAUUUUGACCAGCUUCCUUUAACAGAAUAAAGUGAUUAGUGUAUGUCAUCUAUGAUUAAAUGAUGUAAAAAUCUGA